This is a messenger RNA of Lycium ferocissimum, 726 nucleotides long. RefSeq lists its product as uncharacterized. The coding region runs from base 1 to 726 and encodes 241 amino acids. NCBI's taxonomy places the organism in Eukaryota, Viridiplantae, Streptophyta, Magnoliopsida, Solanales, Solanaceae. The record is from RefSeq and is a predicted model, not a curated record. The transcript has 3 exons. Gene Ontology annotation, molecular function: nucleic acid binding.
AUGACAGCAUUCAGGACCAGGUAUGGGCACUAUGAGUUCGGUGUUAUGUCAUUCGGAUUAACUAGUGCUCCAGUUGUGUUCAUGGAUUUGAUGAAUCGCAUGUUUAAGCCCUUCCUAGACCUAUUCAUGAUUGUGUUUAUAGAUGAUAUUCUGAUUUAUUCGCCGACAAAAGCUGAACAUGCAGAAUAUUUACGAGCAGUGCUUAGAGUUCUUCGAGAUAGAGAGUUGUAUGCCAAGUUCUCUAAGUGUAGUCUAUCAGAUGUGCAGCCGGAGAAAAGAGAGAUAGUCCACGAAGUUCGCCGAUUAGCUAGCCUUGGAGUUCGGCUGAUAGACUCAGGUGAUGUGGGAGUUGCAAUUCAGGAUACAGCAAUGUCAUCUUUGGUAGCUGAGAUAAAGGAACGUCAGUACGAAGAUCCAGUUCUAGUCCAUUAUUGGAAUACAACUCCUCAAAAAGAAAAAACACUCUUCGUGAUCACAAGAGAUGGAGUACUCAGGUAUCGAGGUAACUGUGAUGAUCAUUUGCCACUUAUUGAGAUUGCAUAUAAUAACAAUUACCAUUCCACUAUUCAGAUGACUCCUUAUAAGGCUUUAUAUGGAUUGAGAUGUACAUCUCCUAUAGGAUGGUUUGAUGUCAGAGAAAAUCAGUUAGUUGGUCAAGAUUUGAUACAGCAAGCAGUUGACAAAGUGAAAGUAAUUCAAGAAAGAUUACUAGCAGCUCAAAGUUGA